CGUUGAUGAUAUUUUUUUUCAUCCAUUUAAUUCGCAGCAAAAUAUUUUUGUGUCGUGUUUCCUAAAAAAAUAUCGCCAAUAUCCUCUAAAACCUCCUCUAAUUCCAUUUGCCACAGUUAUUAUGCUUUUGUGUUGAAAAGUGCGUUGACUGUUCCCGAAAAGUGGUGUAUUUUAGCACAAAAUACGGAAAUUGCUUUAACUUAACAACUGCAGACAACCAGACAGCAAUCAUGGCUCGUGAAUAUGAUCAUUUAUUUAAGCUCCUCAUCAUCGGAGACAGUGGAGUGGGUAAAUCCUCACUUUUGAUCCGGUUUUCGGACAACACUUUUUCUGGCAGUUAUAUAACAACCAUCGGAGUGGAUUUCAAAAUUCGAACCGUCGUUAUCAACGGAGAGCGCGUAAAGCUGCAAAUAUGGGACACCGCUGGGCAGGAACGGUUCAGAACCAUAACUAACACAUAUUACCGUGGAACGCAUGGAGUUAUUGUGGUUUACGAUGUCACAAACGGGGAAUCAUUCGCUAAUGUGAAACGAUGGUUACAAGAGAUUGAGUCCAACUGUGAUGUGGUGAAUAAAGUUCUAGUUGGGAAUAAAAACGAUGACCCUAAUAGGAAAGUUGUUAUUACCGAGGAUAGUGAUAGAUUUGCAAAGCAGAUGGACAUUCAACUGUUUGAAACUUCAGCCAAAGAUAACCUGAACGUGGAAGAGAUGUUUUUAGCCAUUACGGAGCAAGUUCUACGGCACAAAAAGCAAACACAAAAACAGACGGAUCAGAACAACGACACGGUGAAUCUACGCAAGGGCGGAAACAUCAAGAAAAAGAACAAAUGUUGCUAGUAGCGCAUAUCGUUUUAAUGAUUCCCAUCUGAGCUUGCUUUUAUCUGGUCGACACCAGGAGAAUAACAGAACGAGAGUAAACGCAAACAUUUACUUUGUAACGACCGGUUUCCCAAAUUAUUUAUACAAAAAAACUAUAUAUAACAGUGAUGACAGUAGCAAAUAGAUGCCACCAUUUUUAAAAUACACAUUAUUAUAUUGUGGUGGAGGAUAACCCACAUCCAA
Molecule: messenger RNA, 1061 nt
Organism: Culex quinquefasciatus (southern house mosquito)
Lineage: Eukaryota; Metazoa; Arthropoda; Insecta; Diptera; Culicidae
Gene: Rab35
Product: ras-related protein Rab-35
Exons: 5
Coding region: 231-836 (201 amino acids)
Biological process (GO): endocytic recycling
Cellular component (GO): endosome membrane; plasma membrane
Molecular function (GO): GTP binding; GTPase activity
Source: RefSeq, a predicted model, not a curated record